AUGGAGGAGAGUGACCGAACGGGUCGAGCUGGACCAGAGGCGACCAAGACGGUGGCCAGACGACUGAGUUUCGUGCCGGCGACAGUGAAGGGAUCCAGGAAGCCGUUCAACGUCACCGCCGCCACCUCACCAAUCUCCUCCCCCACCUCUCCUCACUCUCACAUCUCCAGAACCUUCCUCUCUCCUCUCUCCAAUUGGAUCGUCGUCCCCUUCCAUGGACCCCACAACGGCCCGCUCUUCCUCUCCUUCCUGCCGUGGAAGCUCUCGCAGUCCGCCACGUCGCUCUACCUCUGCGGAAACGCUGCCGUUUUGGAAAAGAUCGAAGCUUUGGACUUUAAUCUGCUCCGGAAGAAGAGAAUGACCUCCCCGUCCGAAUUAACCUCCGGAUCGGAUCCGACGGUCUCAGAUUGUCUACAGUUGAAGGAAGCCGGUGACGAUUUCGUCAAUUUGCCUAAUUUGAUCUCUAUGGCACAAAUGGUUUCCGGUCCUGUUCUUAGAUGGAUGAUUGUGAAUGAGUGGUAUUCAGCUGCAAUGGUGGGGCUGGCUGUGUCUGGGGCAAGUGACUGGUUGGAUGGAUAUGUGGCUAGAAGGAUGAGGAUUAACUCUGUUGUCGACUCCUACCUUGAUCCCCUUGCAGAUAAGGUUCUUAUUGGGUGUGUUGCAUUAGCGAUGGUGCAUAAGGAUCUUCUUCACCUUAGGCUGAGCUCUGUGUCAUUCUUUGAAUCUGUUAAAUCAGAAACUGCAGUUUCCGUGUGGGCAAGGGCUACGACUAAAGCUGCAAAGGUCAUUCCCAUAAAGCUUGAAGGCUCAAUAUCAAUCGAAGAAAGUCCACCAAAGGAGUGGAUGAAACCCACCACGAAGCAUAGCAUGAAGGCUCAACAUCAACUAAAUGAGAGGCUCAACAUCAACCGAAUGAAGUCCACCAAAGGAGUGGAGCCACCAAAGAAGUGGAGGAAUUCGAAGUCCACCAAUGAAGUGGAGGAAGUUAGCUCACCUUCAAGAAAAGGAAGCCCAUCACGAAAUGGAGUGGAUGCAACCCCACCAAAUGAGUGGAGGAAGGCUCAAAAAUUAGUGGAGGAAGUUCGGGAGGAGACUACCGGUUCCCUCGACUCGACAAAGGAGAGGAUGAAGCUUACCAUCAAGAGGAGUGUGAAUACUCAACACCGCUAG
Molecule: messenger RNA, 1170 nt
Organism: Fragaria vesca subsp. vesca
Lineage: Eukaryota; Viridiplantae; Streptophyta; Magnoliopsida; Rosales; Rosaceae
Exons: 8
Coding region: 1-1170 (389 amino acids)
Biological process (GO): cardiolipin biosynthetic process
Cellular component (GO): mitochondrion; membrane
Molecular function (GO): cardiolipin synthase activity
Source: RefSeq, a predicted model, not a curated record